CUGGUGGUAGCGGUGGGAUAGCGUCAACCCAGGUCGCAACCACUGGAUUCAGCGGAGAGAUGGUGUCAACCCAGGUAGCAACGACUCGACGACAGCAGUCAGAUGCUACGACCCCAUCGACUUCGAGAGGCGACACGACGACAACGGUCGGAUGCUCCGAGCUCAUCGACUUGAGAGGCAGCCGAACGGCACUUCAGGGAUGACACGAGGUCAUCGACUGCGAGAGGCAACCGGAAGGCACUGUUAAGAUGCACGACGCUGGAGGCAUGACUGCGAGCCGGGUUUUCUUCGUCUGCGGAUCACUACAAGCUGGGGCAUACAGCGCAUGCGUGGCCGUACCAGCUGCUGACACCACUGUUAUCGACCACGAGCACAUCGUCGACGCUACCCUCGAGCGCAGGCACCCUGGAACGCGCAUAGAGCGGUUCUUCGCGGGACCUCUAAAGUUGGACCCCCUGCCAGCAGCGUUCAGUGGGCACGGCAGCACUGCGAAAGCAAUGUCGCCUAAUCUGCGGCUUCUGUUGCUCGAACAGGUCAGUUUCUACUCAGAAUACUGUUACAAAACUGACAACAGAUUUGUUGUUGUGCUGCCGUGCCCAAGUGUACUGUUCUCUGGAUUUUCCUCUUUGUGCCUGCUAUUGUCUGACGAUGUUGAACUCAACCCAGGUCCAGAUGUGAAAGUCCUCCUAAAGGAACUGUCUGAAGGCCAGAAGUCAAUUAAGGCAGAUCUGAGCGCUCUAAGAGAAAGAAUGACUAAAAUGGAAGACGCCAUUCAAAAAAUCAAAGAUCAGGGUAAAAAAAUAGGCCAGCUAACGAAAACCGUCACCAACCUUAACGUGACACUAUCAAGACAAGAAGAAAGGCUAAUAAGCUUAAAGGAUAGGAGUAGACGGAAUAAUCUUUUGGUCUUUCGGGUUGAAGAGGGCGAGGCAGAAACCACAGAAGACCUGGAACAAGCGGUACUGCAGGACAUUUUUGUUCGGAGGCUUGGCGUCGAACUAAAAACAGUUGAACGGAUCCACAGAAUAGGCCGAAAAGGGGGCCGUUCGCCGCGUCCGGUCAUUAUCAAGUUAUACGACUUCCGAGAGAAGUUAACAGUUUGCAAAAAUUGCAAAAAAGCUAAAAGGCAGCAGUAUAUCAGUUGGGGACGACUUUUGCAAGGAAACCCUAGCCAAGCGUAAGCUAUUAUGGGA
Messenger RNA from Rhipicephalus microplus (southern cattle tick), 1193 nucleotides. RefSeq lists its product as uncharacterized. The record is from RefSeq and is a predicted model, not a curated record. NCBI's taxonomy places the organism in Eukaryota, Metazoa, Arthropoda, Arachnida, Ixodida, Ixodidae.